GAUAUCAAAUCAAGACACCAUCAUCAUCACCUCCGCACACACCAAAGCAUAUAUACACAGACAUAUAUAUACAUACAUAUACAUAUAUCUCUUCUUGAAACCAAUGGGUUCUUCGAACAGACACUGGCCAAGCAUGUUCAAAUCCAAACCUCAUCACCAGUGGCAACACGACAUCAACUCCCCUAUCCUUCCUUCAAGAUCGUCUCCUUUCUCUUCAGGGUGUGAAGAGCGGAGCCCGGAUCCUAAGCCGAGAUGGAAUCCCAAACCAGAACAGAUUCGGAUCCUCGAAGCGAUCUUCAACUCGGGAAUGGUGAAUCCACCGAGAGAUGAGAUCAGAAGGAUUAGGGCUCAGCUCCAAGAGUACGGACAAGUGGGCGACGCAAACGUCUUCUACUGGUUUCAGAACCGCAAGUCCCGAAGCAAACACAAACUCCGUCUCCUCCAUAACUCCAAACGCUCCCCCUCCCAACCGCAAACGCAAACGCUGAAUUCUUCUGCUUCCCCUUCUUCCUCUUCCUCCUCUUCAUCCCCCAAAUCCACCAAACUCUAUAAUACCAAGAAUUACACCAAUUCCGACACUUUCAACAGCAACAACACCGAUAUCGCUCUUGGUGUCAAUUCUUCGUCGAUUAUACCAAAAGGCGGUCCGGUUGCAGUGGAAAAAAACCCGGUUCUUGGUAUGUUUCCGGCCGAACCGGCCUUUCUUUUCCCGGUUUCUCCCAUGACAACGGCCGGAGCGUUCGAGGGUUUCACAGGAGGGUCACACUUAGGGUUUGUCUCUGGCCAAAUGAUGAGUAAUGUUGUGACUCAGGAGCAGAAACCGGGUGCAGCCACGACAGUCGGGCCUUGUACAGGGCUUUUGCUGAGUGAGAUAAUGAAUAGUGUGAGUUACAAUGGGACUAACCUAAGUGUCAAAGAACAUGAAGAGAUGAGGAUGAAGAUGUUACAGCAACCACAGAAUCUUUGUUACGCAACGAGUUCGAACACAGCUCCGACUAGUUCUUACAACAACUCGGUCGUUCCUUCUCUUUCUUCGGCUUCUGUCACCGUUUCAUCGGUUUCUGAUCAUCGUGAUCAGCUUCAAGUUCAAGCAGGGGAGAAAAUAAGGGUGUAUGUCAAUGAGAUGGAGGUGGAGGUGAUAUAUGGACCAUUCAACGUGCGAGAGGCAUUUGGGUCGGAAGAGGCCGUGCUGAUCGACUCGGCCGGGCAACCCGUUCUUACCGACGAAUAUGGCGUCUUGCUUCGGCCUCUCCAACACGGUGCCUCCUACUAUCUGAUUUAGAGGCGGUGAUGAGACUAUACCAAGAUUCCGUUUGAACCAAAAGACAUCUCUCUCUCUCUCUCUGGUUAUCCAUAGCAUAGAAUUAGGGUUCAGUUACUUCUCAUGGCGUUAUGAUGUAUGACUUCCGUACAACAUCAAACUCGUAGGUUCAACCGGUGAA
This is a messenger RNA of Tarenaya hassleriana, 1442 nucleotides long. RefSeq names its product WUSCHEL-related homeobox 9-like. Gene Ontology annotation, molecular function: DNA-binding transcription factor activity; DNA binding. Gene Ontology annotation, biological process: regulation of developmental process. Bases 104 to 1282 code for a protein of 392 amino acids. NCBI's taxonomy places the organism in Eukaryota, Viridiplantae, Streptophyta, Magnoliopsida, Brassicales, Cleomaceae. The transcript is spliced from 4 exons. The record is from RefSeq and is a predicted model, not a curated record.